AUGAUGUACAUUGAUUUUGCAAAUGGACUAGCCAAGGAUUUAUGCUUCAUGGCCAUCUAUGUACUGCGGGCGGAAUCGCCAAAAAAGGUGGAGAAAAGUGAUAUAGAAAAUGAGCGGACCAAUCUAUUGACAAUAACAAGAAUUGUGUUGCGGGCGUUCUUGGAACAAACUAUGGCUGACAACAAUCGAAUACUUGAAUGUGACACACAACAAAUCAGUGACUUACUAAUGAUGCUUGAAAAAGUACUUUGGCAUGGAUUCAAGGCUCCAGGGCAGAAAUCUUUGAUUGUUAUGAAAAGCCCUGAUGCUGAAAUGUGGGCUACAAUCGUUAAAAUAGCAAGGACAGAUGCAGCUAUGCUAGAGACUGCUACUUGUGUCGAUCAGAUCGAAUCCCUUUUGACACCCAUAGCUCGAUUGCGAGCGUUCCUUCGUCUUGCCAUGAUGCAAAAAAAGAUUUUUGAUUUCUUUACUGUCAUAUCUAACUCUCCACUUCUGAAAGUUUUCUACGAGGACUGGGCACUGUUGCGGCAAGAAGAAAUUGUGCAGCUUACUGGGGCUCUACUUGGUUUAUCUGUGGUAGACUGCAAUCUUGUACUAGAACACGACCAUCUACAGGAACAGCCCCUCAGUGUCGACUUAUCCCUGUAUAUACGCACUCCCACGAUACCAACUGAAGGAGAAGAUAUGGCUACCGCAAAUGGAACUGCUAGUCAGAGCAAAGAGAAGAAAAUGCUUUUGGAUCAAAACAAUUAUCUGGAAGAGAGAAAUAGACAACUGCAGUGUAAUGUGGAUAAUCUCAAGAAAAAGCUCAGUGCUCUGGAAAAUGAACAUGAAACGAAAGCUGUCACCAUGGAGAAAGAGAUAGUAGAAAGGGAGGACUCCCUAAGAAUCGUUCAACAGCAGCUCAUUGAUACGAAGAAGAUCAAUACUGACUUAUAUGAUAAACUGAAGCUAGCUGAUGAGAAAUGGCGGAAGUUGGAGAGGGACCUAUCGAAGAUUCGGGAACAGUACAUGGAGGAGAGUGAAUCUCUGAAGAAGACCAUCUCAAAGCUAGAAAUGUCAAAUGCCGUUCUGCAGGAGAAUGUCAAGAAAAGGAAUGAAAAUGACCAAGCAAUACGAGCUGAACUUGAGAAGAAAUAUGGUCAACACACAGAACUGGUUGGAACCCUGCAGGAGAAGCAAAAUGCUCUAGCCCAAGCUGAAAGUGAACUGUUAGUGUUGCGACGGAAAGUUGAUUCACUGGAGAAGGAAUUGAAGGAAAUGCCAUUUUUGAAAGAAGAAAUGCGGGAACUAUCUGAGAAGUAUGCAUCUGUCGCUGAACGUGCUGAGCAAUCGGAGCGAGCCCUAGAGGAGCUGGGAGGUCACUUGAGCGAGUCGAAGCUCCGUAUGUUGGAACUUGCAGAGGAAUUGUUACCACUUUCUGAUGCUCAUUGGGCAAAUGACUCUGAUGUCACGCAAUGUAGCGCAUGCUCAGAGAAGUUCUCGAUAUCGAAACGCAAACAUCACUGCCGGAUGUGUGGUUCGAUAUUUUGUGCGUCCUGUAGUGAAGGAAGGAUAAAACUGCCGUCAAACUCGAAACCAGCCAGAGUCUGUGACCAAUGCUUUACGCUACUGAAAAAUCGACAUUCGGGAAAUGUGUAA
This is a messenger RNA of Haemonchus placei, 1641 nucleotides long. NCBI's taxonomy places the organism in Eukaryota, Metazoa, Nematoda, Chromadorea, Rhabditida, Trichostrongylidae. The record is from the annotation of a GenBank genome assembly.